Lachancea thermotolerans CBS 6340 is the source of this 1707-nucleotide messenger RNA. RefSeq names its product Sec9p (gene SEC9). Lineage: Eukaryota; Fungi; Ascomycota; Saccharomycetes; Saccharomycetales; Saccharomycetaceae. The transcript has a single exon. Gene Ontology annotation, cellular component: SNARE complex; plasma membrane. Gene Ontology annotation, molecular function: SNAP receptor activity; syntaxin binding. Bases 1 to 1707 code for a protein of 568 amino acids. Gene Ontology annotation, biological process: exocytosis; vesicle fusion. The record is from RefSeq and is a predicted model, not a curated record.
AUGGGAAUAAAGCGCUUUUUUAAGAUAAAACCACCUGAGGAGGAUACUCCGGAAGUCAACAGAGACAAUUUGAUUGAACAGGGUAUACCAACAAAGAAUGUGAACAGGACAAAGAAAGAGAAGUUUGCUGCCUACGGAAAGUUUGCUAAAGACAAGGCUGAGGACAAGUUCUACGCUCCACCAGGGUAUGAAAACUUCGGAAAAAGUAACCCGCCUGUACUAGACGACCUCAACAAAUCAGAAGUUGACUCAGAUGCGGGAAAUGCGUACAUGAGAGAACCAAGCAAAAAUGAUUUCGAUCCUUAUGCUAGGAACAAUUUUACAAACUCGAGUGCUGCUGCGGAUCCUUAUGGAAAACAACCAUAUGACCCUUAUGGAAAACAGCCUUCCGACCCUUAUGGAAAACAGUCUUCUGAUCCUUACUCGAGUUAUAGUAGCAACGCUUACGGUAAUCAACCUUCUGGUCGCAGUAGUGGCAGUGCAACCCCAUAUGCAGAUCCCUACACUCAGGGCCGUGGCCCAAGCGCACCAGCUCUUAAUGCAGGUAAUCCUUAUGGGCAACGCCCAGGAAAUCCUUACGCCGGGCAUUCUAGUUUCUCAAGCAGCACUGCGGGUUCAGCGCAACCUUCUCAAAACCCUUAUAGCAUGAUGAAAAGUGAUCCGUAUAGUGCAGGCGCAAGCAGUACUAAUGUUCCAGCGCCUCAAAAGCCCAAUCCAUACGUCUCGAGGGAAGCCAGUAGAUCCUCGAGGCCUUCUGCCGCUCCGGAAGAUGACCAGUUCGACUUCGAAACCUCUGCCGCUGCACCAAAGAUACGGAAUCCAGAUCUCAACGACGACGAGAUUGACCUUAAUGCCACAUUACAGGACGAGGGUGACGACUUGAACGGUUCCAUACAUGAAAAUUACGCGGGCGAGCUCGGCCAGACCCAGCUCCAGCAGCCCGAUGAUACUCGAGGCUAUCAGACCUUCGAAGACGUACAGAGACAGAACCAGGAAUUGCAGCAACAACAGGAGGACGAAGAGGUUGACGAAAUCAAGCAGCAAAUCAGGUUCACCAAGCAGAGCUCUGUCGCUUCAACUAGGAAUACACUGAAAAUGGCUCAGGAAGCCGAAAUGGCGGGAACAAAUACACUCGGGAUGCUGGGCCACCAGAGUGAGAAGCUGAACAACGUUGAGAGAAAUUUAGACCUCAUGAAGAUGCAAAACAGAGUGGCUGAUGACCGAGUCGCAGAGCUAAAGAAGCUGAACCGUAACAUUCUGGCCGUACAUGUGAGCAAUCCCUUUACGUCCAAGAGAAGACUUCGAGAAGCUGAAGAACGUAUAAGAAACCAGAGGAUAGAGGACAAGCUCAUGCAGAAGCAGACCAACGGGCGCCUGCACCAAUCUACAAACCGCAUUGAGGGUGCCCUAAACGGUGCGUCGCAAGACCAUGAUACCAUAAGACAGAGAUACCAAAAUCAGGCUAUUCUGGAAAAGGCCAAGAGAUAUCAGUUCGAGAAUGACGAAGAAGACGACGAAAUGGAGCUGGAGAUCGACAAGAACCUAGACAAGGUUGGCCAAAUCAGUGGGAGGCUCAAGCGACUGGCUAUCGCGGCAGGCGACGAGAUCGACGCCCAGCAAAACCGUGUCCAGAACAUUGAGGAGGACACUGAUAACAUGGACAUCAAGAUUCACUUGAACACUACCAGGCUAACACAAAUUCGUUGA